Molecule: messenger RNA, 849 nt
Organism: Capsella rubella
Lineage: Eukaryota; Viridiplantae; Streptophyta; Magnoliopsida; Brassicales; Brassicaceae
Product: lectin-like protein
Exons: 1
Coding region: 1-849 (282 amino acids)
Molecular function (GO): carbohydrate binding
Source: RefSeq, a predicted model, not a curated record
AUGCAGAUUCAUAAACUCUGUUUUCUUGCUCUGCUCUUAUCUCACACCACUUCCGCCGUCAAACUCAGCCUCAAAACCUCAGAGUUUAUCUUCCUUGGAGACGCUGAGCUUGGUCCUGCUUCUGAUGGCGUCAGCCUCUCCAGAGCUCUCUCCAUGACCCGAGACGCAAACCCAUGCUCUCACGGCCAAACUCUUUGGUCCACUCCUCUCUCUUUCAAGCCUUCUUCAAACUCUUCUUCUCCUUAUCCAUUUGAAACUUCUUUCACUUUCUCCAUCACUUCUCGCGUCAAACCCGCCCCUGGUCACGGCCUCGCUUUCGUUUUUGUCCCCUCCAUUGAGAGUAGCGGUCCUGGACCCGCUGGAUUCCUCGGCAUCCUCAACAAAACAACCAACGGCAACCCCAACAGCCACGUCUUUGCUGUCGAGUUCGACGAUUUUCAGGACAAAAGUUUCGGAGACAUUACUGAUAACCAUGUCGGGAUAAAUAUCAACUCUGUUACUUCCGUUGUUGCACAGAAAGCUGGUUAUUGGGUUCAGACAAGAAUUGGGAAAAGGCUACUCUGGUCGUUUAAGGAGGUCAAGUUGAGCAACGGAGAGAGGUACAAGGCUUGGAUUGAGUAUAGAAACUCCAAGGUUACGGUCACACUCGCGCCAGAAAACGUUAAAAAACCUAAGAAGCCUUUGAUCGUUGCCCAUUUAGAUCUUUCUAAGGUUUUUCUUGAAAAAAUGUACCCCGGUUUUUCCGGUGCCAUGGGCCGUGGAGUUGAGCGUCAUGACAUUUGGAGCUGGACCUUCCAGAACAGUGCCAAGGGAACCGUAAAGAAUAAGCAAAAAAAGCGUUGGAUUUGA